GACCACACGAACUUGUUCACCGUUGGUUCGGUUUCAUCGUUCACACCGCCAGCGUGGUAAACGUCAAUGCCAAGACGGUCUUAUAUUUUUAACGUAAAUAGCACAUCCGUACGCUAAAAUGGACUUUUUCAACAAAAAAGUGAGUGUUCUGAAGCUUGCCGCUGUGGUUUUACUAUGUUUGCACCUCCCAAGCCCAGUGAAAGCAACAUGGGAAUACAGUACCCACGAGACCGGUAUAGAUUUCGUGCCGUACCGUCAAAAGCGGGACGCGCCGCCCCCACUGCCGAACGCCGCGCCGGAACCGGCGCCGGCCGCGCCGAAAAUCGCCGACGCGCCGCCGCCGACAAACGCCACGGUUGAGGACAGCAAUAGGACUACUAAUCUCACGGCUCCCACAACCACCGCCGCUACGUCACAGGUGUCAGUCACGCAGACUCCACUGCUGGGCGUCAAUGGAUCUGGCAUCUACAAGGGCAACACCUCUGUACCCAGAGUCAGCGACCCCAUACUGGCUGACGACAAUAUAACGACUACCAACUUCGAGCAGCAAGAAGUCAUGAUUGAAGCGCAAAAGAACAUUAGCAAUUUGACUUACGACCACCACAUAUUCUACAACAGCACGUUCAUAGGCAACGUCACCUUCUUCCAAGAGCACUGGGCCAACAUCACCAAACCGAAACCGGACAUACAUGCGGUACUCAGCAACUCGCAUAGACGGGCUACGACUCUGAAGCUGUCGUUCCCGUUCCCCUUCUACGGGCACCCCCUCCACAACAUCACCGUCGCCACCGGCGGGUUCCUCUACACGGGCGAGCACGUGCACAACUGGCUGGCGGCCACGCAGUACAUCGCGCCGCUGAUGGCCAACUUCGACACCACGCUCACCAUCGACAGCUGUGUCAAGAUGUAUGACGACGGCGAGAAAUUUACUGCACUCUGGGAAAACGUGAAUCUCCGCGAGGACAAAACGAAGAACUUCACGUUUGCUGCCACCCUGUAUAAGAAUGGGGACAUCACGUUCGCGUACAAGGAUAUACCGAUUCCGGUGCAAUUGAUCAAUGAUAACGAGCACCCGGUCAAAGUGGGGAUCUCUGACGCCUAUCUCACUGAUAGGAUGAUGUUCUACGUCCGAAGGAAGACGAUCUACGAAUACCACCGCGUGACCUACAAGGGCCACAAUAUCACCAGCAACACUCUCCUCAAGAUGAUCGCGUUGCCGACCUGCCUCCAGUACAACACGUGCGAGGAGUGCACCAAUCACGACACCGAGUUCAAUUGCUCGUGGUGCGAGGCGCUCAAGAAAUGCUCCAGCGGCACAGACAGGAACAAGCAGGACUGGGUGCUGAGAGCAUGUGACAAAACUCAAAUAGUGAACGCCAGCCAAUGCCCGGCCAGCCCGAGCCCGCACCCCAACGGCACCGACGUCACCGGCACCGUGUACGUCACUGAUGGCGAGCCCAGCCGGCACGAAGCCGUCAUCAACACACAACCAGAAGCGGUCCCGUCCGGGCAAGCGGUGAAGGCCCCGGCGCCCGCGCCGCCCGCCGGCGGCUCCCCGGUCGGCGCCGCCGUCUCCGCCAUCGCUAUCAUUGCCCUGGUGGCCGCACUGGCGGCCUGGGUGCUCUACGCUUUCAAGAACCCCCACACUAGGAGCGGACAGCUGCUCAUCAAGUACCGACCAUCUCAAUGGAGCUGGCGCCGGGGAGAGGCGCGCUACACCGCCGCAACCAUACACAUGUAAACAACGUUUCACACUUGCCUUCCUGAGUGGCAGCCCUGGCCGAAAGGUACCUUAUCAGGCCCUGGAGUAAAGGUCUCUGCUUAAAUAAAUUGAGCCUUAUCGACAACAAGACAGGUUACACUAGAGGAAUUGGACCUAAAGAAAUCAAUUGACUAAAUAUAUAUAUGUGUAAGUUUUUGUAAUCUUUUGGAUUUUUUCCUAUGCAAUAUCACCAGGUAUCAGGCCAAUUCGAAUGGAUAUUAAAAUGAUGUUGGAGUUAUAUCAGUUAGCUGUCUGGCCUCUCACUCGCACUAAUACUUGUGCGGACAAUGAACGCGCGAAUCACAGUUGACUGAUAUGAUUCCAAUAUCAUUCUGAUAUUGGUUUGGUAUCAGUGCACGUUCGAAUCGGCCAUUAGUAAGACCCACCACACAUAGUUAUUCAGUUAAUCAUUUGAACCUUGUUCUAUAUAUAAAAUUGGAACGAAUUUCGUUUGUUUUAAAAUGCGAAGAUACAAAGGAAAUGCUGCUUUAUUUGGUCAAUGAAAGGAAGGAAUUAAGAUUGAAACGGAGUGUACAUUGUAAUGCACACUGGGCAUUACGGGGUUAACAUAUUGUUUUCGGUCACUUUGGAAUUAUUUUUAAAUGUUAAUUCGGUACACAGCGGGACUAUAGUUUUAUGCUUUCGGUUACUUUUUUUGACCUUUAAGCUCAGUUUCCUGUAAAUAUCCGUGCCUUAGGCAUCGUAAACGUGAUAUUUUGAAAAUACCGUCCAUAUUUAGAUUUUACCGAAUCCCAAACAAUAUUCUGAAAUGUACUCACCUGUGACACGAUCAACCGAAAGGUACCUUCAGCGUUGUGAAUGCGAUUUUGCAACUUUAAAGCAUCCUGACACACACACACACACACACUACACAUACACUACAACAUUACAACACAACACUAUAACAACACACACACACUACACACACACACACACUAUAACAUUGCCCCUUCAACAUAAAUUUGCCCAGCGCGUCACAGUUCUAACUUAAAAGUAGUUACAGUUACACUUUCUCAGGAAAGUGAAGAAAGUGUAUUUGAAACUACUUUAAGUUAUUUUGCUUGUACUGAACUGUGACGCGGUGGUCAAAGUUAUGUUGAAAGAGCAAUGUUAUAUAGUGUUUUACGGUACAAAAUAUUCUUAAGAAGUAAUUCUUAAGAAAUAUUGUUAAAAGCAAGAAUACACCGAUAAUGCCUGUAAAAAUGUUCUUUAUAUGGACGAAUCAUACCAGUGUUCAUAUGACUAGUGCCUUAAAUUUUGGACCACUCUGCAUCCUACAUACAUUCUAAAUAAUUAAAUGUAUUUGUAUAAAAAACACUUUCUAUACUAUUAUGUAUACAGUAGCUUAAGAGUCCGCAGCAAGCUCGGUCGUAUUUCUCCUUCCCAUACAAACGGAGUUUUCAUUUUUAAACCACGGGUUGGAUUGUUAUGAAACCUUACACAUAUGUACAAUGACAUGAGCUAUAUAUAUGCCUGUAAUUAGUUUUCAGCUCCAACUUAUAAAACAAACGAAAUAAAGAACAAGUAAAUUUCGCUAUAUUUUUUAACUAUGGAGCUAUAUAAACGAAAUAAUUACAGGCAUAGAUAUACCUUAUCCUAUUGUAAGUACGAAGUUUCCGAGCAAUCUAGCUAGUAGUUUUAAAAUGAGAGCGUAGCUAGUAGUUUUAAAAUGAGAGCAAACGUAGUUAGUUUGUACGGAGAACCGAGCUUGCUGCGGACUCUUUAAUACAUUACUUUCAUCGGAUAUUUAAAAAUUAAAAUUGUACUGAGGUAAUAGACGUCACUACAGCUACGAUGUAACAUUAUGACAUUAAAUUAUGCAUAAAUUAUAGUAUCCAUUUUCUUCUAAACACUAAUGUCAAUAGAAAAGUAUAGGAAUUUUUGAUAAGGUGAACAUUUUUAAGGGAAAUAGCAAAGGUGCCUUAAAUAUCAUGUUAAAAAUAUACGGUCACAUUUGAAAUCAAGUGCCUAUUUUGGACAAUGGUUUUCAAACCGGCAUUCUUUGUACAGAUGUUGUGCCUAAUAGUUUUCCAUGCUAAAUGCAGUGAAUGUCAGUACUUUUUGUUCCGAGACUGUAAAUUUUCGUGAAAAUACGAUGGAAAAUAAUUAUGUACUACAUCUGUAACUAUCAUUUAAUAUUUAGAAAUUGGAAAAAUAUUAAUAAAAAAAAUUCUAAGACAUAUCUUUAAAAUUAUGCGGCAAUUUAUAAUCGUCUUAAAUUAUACUUCUUCGUUUAAUUUCAACUAUUUUUAAUAUUUAUGUAUAUACUUAAAACAAAACUUAUUUAAUUUGACUUAAAACAGCAUGGUAAGUUAUAUUAAAUCGUCCGCCCCUUUUAAACUUAUACAGAAAGAGAUGAACAGAUUAUAUCGAUACUGAAGCGCGUGUAGUAUGUUAACGUAAUAUUUUUUAAUUUAUUGUUAUAUCUAAUUAUAUGUGCAGCUAUAUUGUAAAAAGUGUACAAAUUUAAUUUAUCCGAAAAGAACAUUCCUUAUUUCUGUUAUAAACGAUUUAAAUACUUAACGUCAUUUUCUUGUCAAUUGGAGUGUAAAAUAAAUAAAGGAUAUUUUUUGGACAAAAUUAUAUUCAUGAAAAUAAAAUUAUAAAUGGAGAUUAUGGAGAAGUAUAUACUAUUUAAUGUUAUUUUUCUAUACGACUUGCACUGCACUUGCAAAUCAUAAGUUUAUAUAAAUCAUGGAGACUUAAUAUAUGUACGGCGCCAUCAAAUGAGCCAAUGACGCUUGAUUGGCAGUCUAUAUUUUAUUUGUCUCUGAUGUAAAUUGCAACUGUAUUGAUGUUACUAAUAUAAUAUGUUUAGGGGUGCAAUAUUUGAUAAAUUUAUUUUAAUAGACAUAUAUUUACGGUCUAAUCUGUCCAAAUGUAACUGGUUUAAGUUAGUUUUAAACAUUCUAAAAUACAUAUGUAUAGCAUUAUGAAAUUGUCACUCUGGGUUUGAUACCCAGCGAGUGCAAAUAUUUUUAUGAUGUAGAAUACUUGUUUUAUCUAUGAAUCUAUUUAGUAAUCGCGUUAUUCAUAAACGCGUUACUGGCCUGAACCACCUAUGAAUCGUUUGUCCUUAUCUGUCAUUUUGACUUAUGUAUUUGUAAGAAAGGGAUCUUAGAGCAUUUAGUAACUGAAGAUGUCAUCGCCGUCAUUUUCUAUACGAAACAGUCUACCGAUUUUUGCAGGGGAGGGGACGUCAAAUGUAUUGCUAUUUCUAAAUACAUGAUUUGUGCGUAACCAGUGGCGGAUUUGCAGUCUUUGCCGCCCUAGGCCCCAGGCCCUGUAGCCGCCCCUUUAGGCACCCAUAAUAUUGACUACAUUUUGAGUUAUUUCUUGUUACCAUCAGCGAAUUUUUUGUCACAAUUUGCCGCCCCUAAAUAUCUUGCCGCCCUAGGCCCGGGCCUACUGUGCCUUAGGGCAAAUCCGCCACUGUGCGUAACGUACAAAUAGCCAUGUCAGUCCAUACAAAAGUUCGCACAAUUGUGCAAGGUUUUCGGUAGAGGGUUAAGCUGUUAAAGACGACUCCAGUUAUUAAAUGCUUUAAGAAAGGGAUAAAACAUUUUUUAACUAAAUCAGGUCAGUAAAGUUUUAUGAAUAAGGGGGUAAGUGUUUAUGUCGUCCAGUACCCGUGUGAGCCUAGCUUUUUGGUACUAGGUCUACAUGUAUGAUUGUCCCCAUAUUUUUUAAAUGUAAAUUCACUGCACUCACUUCUUUUUCACAUCAAUUUAGAAUAAGGAUUUAACAAUGAAUUUACAUUUGAGUCGCUUAACUUCAAACUCGGGUAAAUCCAUGUGUAGAUAGAUAGAUAGAUAGAUAAAAACUUUAUUCCAAAACAUUACCGUGACAAAAAAAAAAUUGAACUUAUGAUAAGAAUAAAACUAAAACUUAUGUCUAAGUACUAUACUAAACUAAUUACUAACUACAUACUAGGAUUUUUUUUUUGUCACGACUGUGUAGUCGCGAAAAGGCGCCGACUCAGCAUGUGCUGCAGCAUUGCUGCCACAGCGCUGGUAUUCUGCCGGAACCUAGCAGUGCGCGCACAGACUCACGGUAUGAUCAACCACCAGUGAGAAAAAUUACAGUAAAAUAAUACUACUACAGAAAAAUUGUGAAAACAUUUUGUGUCUUAAUUUAUAUAACAUAUUUUUUUAUGUAAGUUUGGGUACAAAUUAUAUCUAAUUUUAAAACAAACGGACUUGGGGGCUUGUGUCAGAUUAUGCGAUAAGGUAGAUAUUUGCUGAGAGGGUCGAAUGGAUUUACCCGAGUUUGAUGUUAAGCGACACAUUUACAGUAGUGAGUAUGCUUUUUGUUUUUUUUUAUACUGGCAGCAAAGAGGAUUGAUUGUAAUAGAGGUAAAGUCUAAGAGAAAAACGUGCUCCUCACCCAACAGAUGGCGCUGUAAUGUGCCAUGUUUUGCGGUCACGGAAUUGUCAACUAUUGAUAGAGUUACCACAAAAUACAGUGUGUUUUCUGUAACAGGAGCAAUAAAUUAAACUGUAGGCUGUACUCCUCAAACUGACCAACAUUUGUUCAGCAACUUUUGAAAAUAACUCAUGGUUUGAUUUUUAUUACACUUUAAAGUUUAUUCUAAGACGCAAUGUAUUGCAAAUUUUGUUAUGUUAAAGCGUGACAAGUAACGUCAAACACACUGAUGUCAGCGUACAUUGAAGGCAAUGUUUAUUUUGUAUGAAAAAGAGGAAGUCUAAAGGAUUCAUAAUUUUUAAAAGUUGCUGAACAAAUGUUGGUCAAUUUGAGGAGUACAUCCUUUAGUUUAAUUUAUUGCUCCUGUUACAGGAAGCACCCUGUAUAUGGAGCAGUACAGCGCCAUCUCGUGUACCUGUCUAAAUCAAUUUAACUUUGCUAGUGGUUUUCGCUAUUUACUUACUUAAUUUUUCGUUGUCUGGUCAAACAACUUUUUCUUAUUUUCCGUUAUCGUUGUGUUUCUCAUAAUAGAACUAAUUAAAUUUAAUAUUUUUAUUGUUCCGUAAGUACCUCAAAAGGAAAAAUCGGAACCCUUAUAGGAUCACUCGUGCGUCUGUCUGUCUGUCCGUCUGUCACAGCCCAUGUUCUCCAACUGGACUAAUUUAGUUGAAAUUUGGUACACAUAUGUAAAUUCGUGACCCAAAGACGGACAUUUUACGUAAACAAAUUAAUUUUAAACAUGCAAAAGCAUUAUUUUUUAAUUUUUCCAUUUACCCCCAAAGUGGCCUCCAUGUUAAAAAUUCAUUAGAUGUCCGUCUUUGGGUCACAAAUUUACAUUUGUGUACCAAAUUUCAACUUAAUUGGUCCAGUACUUUGGAGAUAAUGGGCUGUGACAGACGGACAGACAGACGCACGAGUGAUUCUAUAAGGGUUCCGUUUUUUCCUUUUGAUGUACGGAACCCUAAAAACACUGUUUACUCUAAUGGCUAACAAGCUUAGUUAAAAAUCUAACAUAACAGUUUUUUUUUUAAGCUCUGUACCCAAAAAACACGUACACUCAAUGACACUGUUUCUCAAGGAGCGAAUGACGUUCUCGACCAAAAGGUACUAUGUACAGUCGCCAUCAGAUACAUCGGAGCGGCCAAGGUGCUCACAAAUAUCUGAACACGCCUGUAUUGUCAAGGCGUUAUAGUCCGUGUUCAGAUAUUUUUGAGCGCCUCGGAUGGCGACUGUACUAUGUCGCUUAGCAUAAAUACGAAAUUUACUUGUAUCUUUAUACGAAUAACCUGUCAGUAGGUCCCUAUCGCAAGCUACAAUGUGGUACAUUUUGAUUGAGAACGUCACAAAUAUACAUUUUUGUGGUAUGCCCCACAGUGUUAGUUAAAUAAAGAAAUUGUACUAAAUAAAACCUCUGAAUGGUGUCGAGUUCAGUGAUUGAAAACAGUUCAGCUAAAGUUAUGAAUGAUUAAGUUAUUCCACACAGUGCCUUAGCCCCACUUGCACCAUCCUACUAACCCGGGGUUAACCGGUUAAACCGAUAACCCUGUGUCAAAUUGUACUGGUAACCAUGGUAACUACAGGUUUAACCAGUUAACCCCGGGUUAGUGAGAUGGUGCAAGUGGGUCUUAUGGGUUCCGGCAGAGCGUUUCACACUUUUUUUAAAUAAAUACAGGGUUUUAUAUAUCAAAAAUACCUUACCGUAAGUUGGCCGUGACCAAUGGCAGCAUAUUAUCAUAUUUCACUAUUUACAGUACAUCCAUUUUCUUUUCUUCAUCUCAGGACAUUAGAUCUUUAUACAGAAUAGGUAAAUAAGAAAUAUCAAUAUAUAAGCAGCUAAGUGGGCGAAGUGUUUCUAAUUGUCUCUCUCUCAAAUCUCAGUCAAAUCUCUUAUUCUUUUCACAGUUAAUAUUUCGUUCAGACCAUUUUAGACAUUACGCCCGCUUAGUUACUUCUGCUGCUGACAUCUCUGGUUGAAUCUCUGCAGAAUCUCUGAGGAGAACCAUCUCGAAAUAAAUUACAAAACAAUAUCGAAUUUAUACAAAUAGAAUACACAAAUAAUAGUCAUAACAUAAGUUUCGAUUAUUUUAUCAGUCAAUAAUAUAUUUAACAUCUAUAAAUUCUCUAGAUAGUUUGAAAGCAUACAGAUAAUACAUUAUGAUUAUUGACUAGUACCAUGGACUAAUAAAACAAGAAGACUGACAAUGUCUAUUAAAUCGCGUUCCUUCAAUAUUCAGGCCGCCAGAUGUCGCCACUUAGACCUCUUGUCAAAUAACUCAACCUAUAGAUGGCGCUCAAUAUUGAAGGGACUCGAUUUUAUAUAGAUAUUAUCCGUCCAUACAGUAAAUAAUAACUAUGUUUGUAAAGUAUACUCUCCCAACGCUCUGCGGAACUCGCUAUGUUUGUGUACUUCGGACAGUCAGCACCAAAACUAGCAGAUCAGACUGCGUCAAAAGUAUCUAUUCUGUAAUGACAGCAAAAAGAGAUAGUGUCUAUAUAUGUAGAACUAACAAGUAAUAGAUACUUGCGAAUUGUAGUAAUUUAUUGAUAUAAGGACGUGCUAGAGCGGGUAUCGUCUUGGGUCGUCCCAUUCGUUUUUCGUCAAGCUCUUAAAUUAGUCCUAUUCUGCUUUCGUCACUCAUUCUACAUUCAUCACAAUCGUCGGUGGCUUUCAAUGUGGAAUGAGUGACGAAAGCAGAAUAGGACUAAUUCAAGAACUUGACGAAAAACGAAUGGGACGACCCAAGACGAUACCAUGAGCUCUUAUGUGGCUGGCUAGGCCAAAAGUGUACCGGCCGUGUUGUACGUACAGUCAGCAGAAGUUGCUAUACGCGCGAGCUGGUCUAAAAGCGAGGUCGCCGUCAUCGAAAUCGAAUGGGGGGGGGGGGCUUAUAAUAAGUAGUUGGGGAAGUAUUCCUCGUUGUCGGAUACUUCUGGCGCGUUGUUUCAUACGCUACUGUUGAUGCUGACUGUACACCACCGACCAAUCUUUGUGAGCCAAUGCCUACUGUACUUGUACAUCUAUCGCUUAAGUAGCUCAGGCCAGAGGCGGAUUUGCCCUAAGGCCAAGUUGGCCCGGUGACCGGCAAGAUAUUAGGGGCGGCAAAUUGUGACAAAAGAUUAUCUGAUGAUAACAAGAAAUACAUAACUCAAAAUGUAGUCAAUAUGAUGGGUGCUGAGAAAGGGCAGCUACAGGGCCUUGGGCCUAGAGCGGCAAAGACUGCAAAUCCGCCACUGGCUCAGGCGGUGUCCAGUAGAAGGUAGCUGUUUUGGGACUAAAACUAAAUUAUAUACAGUAUGUGUCUGACCAUGGGGCUUUAAUUCCAGGGCUUGGUUUUACUUGCUAAACUGAGCUACUUUUACUAUGGGACCAAAUUUUUUGGCUUUUAAAACGUCGACAUCUGAUCAGCCAAAAUGUAUGAAAAAGUAAAAAAAAAUUUGGGGUUUUCGGGGUUGGUGCCAUAAUAAAAGUAGCUCAGUUUAGCGAGUAGAAUCGAGCCCUGGAUUUAAAGCCCGGUGGUCAGUAACACCCUGUAUUACAUUUUUCCUUACAUAACAUAACAUACUUAAUACAAAUCAAUUUCAUUCAGCCAAGCCUUCAACCAGUCCGUGGCUGACCAGUUCUUACCAACCGCCUCAGUUAAACGGUAGACCAAUAAUUGGAUUUCUAUUAAUAGGGUAAGGUGGGGUCAGAAGAGCUGCCGGUCAACAAUGCGUACAGAUGUAGUCCAUAAUUGUUUUCCAUCGUAUUUUCUCGGAGACGUUCGUAUUUGUCAUGUUAGUUCAGACAAUGGCAGUACUUUUUGUACCGAGACUGACUGAAACAGCAAGACACGUUCGUAAGUUAAUUUCCAUGAAAAUACAAUGGAUAAUAUUUAUGCACUACAUCUGUAGGGAUUUACGUUGUCACUUUUGUUUGCCCCUGCUACACAUAUGUUUUACCAGUCCCAUCGUAUGACUUUGAAGUCUCUAUCUAUUUCUUAUAAAUUGCAAAAUAAUAUUUAUUAUUUAUUUUUGUGUAGUUUUACUAGUAGUUAUGCCAUAGUUUCCACAAGUAUGAUUAUAACUGUAUUUCUCACUUUUUACACUGAACAUAUAAUAUAUUAUUA
Messenger RNA from Cydia fagiglandana, 10293 nucleotides. RefSeq names its product plexin domain-containing protein 2. The record is from RefSeq and is a predicted model, not a curated record. The transcript has 13 exons. Lineage: Eukaryota; Metazoa; Arthropoda; Insecta; Lepidoptera; Tortricidae. The coding region runs from base 119 to 1741 and encodes 540 amino acids.